Meleagris gallopavo (turkey) is the source of this 8163-nucleotide messenger RNA. NCBI's taxonomy places the organism in Eukaryota, Metazoa, Chordata, Aves, Galliformes, Phasianidae. The record is from RefSeq and is a predicted model, not a curated record.
UCAGUAUCAGAAACAAAAGAUGCUUUGGGAUGAAAGCUGGAUUAUAGAGUUCACCUGUAUCAAACAAGAUCACAAACUCUGGACAGCAACAGGAAGCAUGAUAAGUGCUCUCCCAGCACCGAGUGAAUCCAAUGCCAGUUGUAUCACUGUUCUGAGCUCCUGCACUGCAGCUGCUAAUGCAUCCAAGAAACAGCACUUCACCCAGACUGGGAGAUAUGAUGGUAGAACAGUGGCCAUUAAAAAAAUAAUGAAGAAGGCAUUUACCCUAUCCAAAUCCAUACGUAAGGAAGUAAAGCAAGUAAGGGAACUUGACCAUCCCAAUCUCUGCAAAUUCAUUGGUGGUUGUAUAGAAAUACCAAAUGUUGCCAUAGUGACAGAGUACUGCCCCAAAGGCAGCCUUCAUGAUGUUCUGCUCAAUGAAGAUAUCCCUUUGAACUGGGGAUUCAGGUUUUCUUUUGCUACUGAUAUUGCCCAAGGAAUGGCCUAUCUUCACCACCACAAAAUGUAUCAUGGACGGUUGAAGUCUAAUAAUUGUGUAAUAGAUGACCGAUGGAUUUGUAAAAUUGCAGAUUACGGCCUGCAGUUGUACAGAAAAGAAGAUUCUUCUGAGGGAUACCAGCAGAACUCGAUACAGAUUUACACAGCUCCUGAAAUCCAUUCCCUUUUGGAUUUUGAACCCAAUUCCAUGACAGAUGUAUACAGUUAUGCCAUCAUUUUACUAGAAAUUGCCACAAGAAGUGACCCUAUGCCAACCAGUGUGCCUUCAGCAGAAUGUUCUUGGUGUCUACCUUUAGCAGAAUUAAUUUCAGGAAAGGCAGAGGAUUCCUGCCCAUGUCCCACAGACUACAUAGAGCUAAUCAGAAAGUGCAGAAAAAAUAAUCCAGUCCAGAGGCCUACAUUUGAACAAAUCAAGAAAAUGUUAAACAAGAUGAAUCCUAAUAAAGUUAACCCUGUUGACAUGAUGAUGACUCUGAUGGAGAAAUACAGCAAACACCUGGAGAUACUGGUUUCUGAGAGAACCCAAGACUUAAUGCAUGAAAAACAGAAGACCGAUCGUCUGUUGUACAGUAUGUUGCCAAAGCAAGUAGCGGAUGAUCUCAGGCAAGGAAAACGUGCACAAGCUCAAAGUUACUUAAGUGCCACCAUCUUUUUCAGUGACAUUGUUGGCUUCACUCAGCUAUCCAGCAGCAGCACACCUUACCAAGUGGUAGAUCUCUUGAACAAGCUUUAUACCACUUUCGAUGAAAUCAUAGAUAACUAUGAUGUUUAUAAGGUGGAGACGAUAGGAGAUGCCUAUAUGGUAGUGUCCGGAGUACCCAAAGAGAAUGGGAUCCUUCACGCUGGUGAGAUUGCAAGCAUGGCUUUAGACCUUGUGAAUGUCUGCAAGACUUUUAAGAUCCCACACAAGCCCAACACCCUUCUAAAGAUAAGAGCGGGAAUACAUUCAGGGCCAGUUGUAGCUGGGGUUGUUGGAACCAAGAUGCCACGGUAUUGUUUAUUUGGAGAUACUGUGAACACAGCUUCCAGGAUGGAAUCUACCAGUGAAGCUCUUAAAAUACAGUGCAGUCCAAGUACAUACCAGCUGUUGGAGCAGAUUGGAGACUAUGUGUUAAUAUGUCGUGGGAAUUUACAAGUCAAGGGAAAAGGAGACAUGAUAACAUACUGGCUUGAAGGUAAGAAAGCGUCUGCUACUCACAAGACACACCCUAGCCCAUCUGUGACUCUUCAAGAUCCCAACAGAACUUCAUUUAGUUUGAUACCAGGUGUCCUUCAGAGUGAUGCUGUCUCAAGUCCUGCUUACUAGCCACUCACUGACUCCAAUAUCCAGUCUGCUCUCAGUCUGUUAGUUGACUCUUCUGAUUCAGAAAGUAAAAAAAUAGAAUGUCUUUUGGCCUUGUGGAUGUUUCUGUCACCACUGUUCCAUUAGUGGCAAGAGAGGAACAAAAAAAAUCAAAAACUCAUCUUGGGAAGUGAAGUGGAAUUGCCAGGUCACAGCCUGAACCAGUACACGAGCACCUGUGUGCCCAAAGUGGGAGAACUCUGAUCCACCCUUCCUUUCUCUCCCCCCAUGGUGCUUCUGAGUUCAUCUGCCAAGAACAGGGGAUAUCCAGCUGCCAUUUCAUAGACUAAUAUUCCUAAUGGCCACCAAUCCACUGCCCUGUUGUAAGCCUUGCUGAGAGUUAUUUCAGGUGCCAGGUACUCUGGAGAACCAUAUAAUGUCCAAGUUCUUGCUUUUACUCUCUUUGCAAAGCCAGAGUCCGUGGCCUGGAUAUAUCCUUGAUUAGAUAGCUUUAGAUCUCUGUAGAUGAAAUCUAAUGAGUGGAGGUACUCCAAUAUUAGCACCAUCUGAGCUGCGUGAAACUGUGCAUGUGGUUCACUGAAUCUUCUGAUUCUUCUCAGAUGUGAGAACAUUUCACCACUAGGAACAUACUCCAUUACCAUUGUUGGAAAUAUCCAGAUUAUUUAUCAGGACGGUAUCUCUGAUAAAGCAGAUUUUAUUGCUCCAUUGCAAUUGCAGUGGCGGUAGGAAGCAGGAGUACACAGAAAACAGCGUUAAAUCUUUUAUGCCCUAUUACUUGAUGCUUAUCUCUUCCUCCCCUGGUUCCUCAUUGGCUGAGUACUUCAGGUUCACAAUCUUUCUGACGCUCAAUUAAAUGUAUGGAUACUGGAUAAACAUCAAUUUUUGCUAGCUAAGCAUAUAUUGCUGAUUAGUUAACUUCUCACAUUUGCUCAUUCACCACUUGGACAUUGUUUCUGGACAUCUGCUUAUCCUUGCAUAGAGAUAAACUUGGAGGGAGGGUAGCGGGGAGUAUCUUCAUGCCUGCCUGUUGCAUCCCAACCCACCCACAGAGCAAGGCAUUCCAGCCUUGUAUGGAUUCUCUGAUGUUUAAGUCUGUUUUUCUUUUGCUGAGGAUCUCUUACGCAAACAGAAUAGCCCUACGAUAUGCUUUCUAGUCCAUAAUACUAUACCUAUACCUUUUGGAACAUUUAAAAACUAUUGCAGUUUCGCAAGCAAGAAUUAAUCACAUAAUUCAGCAACUAUACUUCUAAAAUAUGCUACUGACAUAUAUGGUAUGUCUACCUUUUCACAUCAGCUAUUUCUAAGGACAAGUUACAAAAUACAAAUACACUGUGCUCUACUUCUUCAGAUCAAUUCUCCCUUUUCAGUAUCUAAUGCAGAAACAACCUUCUAUUCUACACCAUGUAUAAAUUAGAACCAUCCCCAAAAAGAAUUCUCUGGUUUUACAAGAAAGGGAAAGUUCACUGCCUGUAAUAUUCUUCCAUUCAGUGUGUAUUCUGUCUACUUCAGAUUGACAGCCUUCUGUUUGUCCGGUAUCUUUAUGGCAUAAUAGUUUUGUGCCUUUAUGCUUCACCAUUGUAACUCUCCUGAAUGAUCCCAUUCCAAGAGUUUUUUGUCUCUCAAACUCAUCUAGAGCAGCAGUAUUCUGAGGGGGGCUUUCCCAUUUUCUUAAACAGUUGUUUUCGGCUUUGGCUCUCGAUUUCGUCGCCCUCCUUGGCAGUGCAGUGUGGGACAGGCAGGAUGCCAGGCGGAUGCUGGGCAGGGCUUGCAAAGCGGCGCCUCAGUGUUAGAGCUACCCGGGCCCACACUGGGUCUCUGUGUCUCCCGGCCGCCGCAGAGAAGGCGAGCACUCUGCCCACAUCCCACACCAAAGGCCUGGUGCAUCUCCCCUCUGGGGAGAGGCUGAGAGAGCUGGGUCUGUUCAGUCCUUACACAAGAAGACUCAGAGGGGAUCUCAUUAAUGUUUGUAUGUUUCUUAAAUGUGGGAGUCUAAGAGACGUGGCCAACCUCUUUUCAGCAGUCUAUGGGGACAGGACAAGGGGAAAUUGUCAUAAAGUGGAGCAUAGGAAGUUACCUACCAGUAUGCAAAGUAACUUAUUCACAGUGAGGAUGAGGUAGCACUGGCACAGGCUGCCCAGGGAAGUUGUAGCACUGGCACAGGCUUCUGUUCUUCUGCUUCUUUACCUUCCAUUCUCUUACUGAUCCUGAGUAUUGUUUACAAAAACAUUCAUGUAGAAGGGAUUUUUCUGGUGUAAAUUUAUGUAGCUUAAAUAAGCAGCUGACUAGUUGUCCAUGUUGCCAUGCAGCUAGCAUACUUUUAAUGCUGCAUAUGCGAUCUAUGAUAAUAGUAAGAGAUUGACAUUAGUUCCUUCUUCAGCUUAAAUGGGAAGUAAACGCAGCAAUAACAUUAGAUUUUUCAAAGACACCUACCUAGUAGAAAUAGAAUCCUAAACCCUUCUAAAAUCCACAAAAAAAGUAAAACAUGCUGAGCAAAAUUAUCUCUCAAUAGUCUAUGGAAAUACUGCCGCUUGAAUGGGACCCAAAUUUCAGCGAGCAACACAUGCAGAGCUGCUCUUACCACCAACGUGGAAGCAGUUACAAUUUUUAAAGAUGAAUUUUAAAUUGAUUUCACGUUGUUUGUUUGUUUGUUUGUCUCCAAAACUUAGAGGAUUCCUUUCUCUUCUUUUUGAAUUUUGUGUUAGCACACAAUAAAGUACAAAGUCCAUCUUGCUAGAGAACACAACCCAUUACAGCAAUGGCAGAUAGAUUAUAUAAAUUCUCUUCCUCGAUCUGAGUGGGCUAAAUAUGCCCUAAUCUCUGUUGAUACAACGAGGGGAUUGGUGCAAGCCUAUCCUGUAGCAAAGGCAAACCAAGCCUGUACCAUUAAAGCUCUAACUAGGCUGAUGAUAUCACAGGGGACUCCUGAGGUCAUUGAGAGUGACCAGGGUACACAUUUCAUGGGUGCAACUGUGCAGAAGUGGGCCAAAGACAACAACAUCAAAUGGCAGUUUCACCUGCCCAAUAAUCCAAAAGGAGCAGGCCAAAUAGAAAGAUAUACUGGAAUGCUGAAGGUGCUCUGAAGGCAGAUUCAUGUGUGGACCAAGAGGCUUUAUGAAAUUCUGCGGGACUUGAAUGAGAAAGCAAGGGAUGGCAGAUCCAGUGCUUUAAGAAUGUUGCAGACAACUCAGGCCUCCCCGCUUAGGAUACAAAUCACAUGAAAGGACAGCUUGCUCAAGCCACAAAUUGGCACCAUGAAUAAUCUUCUGCUCUCUGCCCCUGAGGACCUAGAGCCCAGGAAACACAAGGUAAAAUGGCCUUGGAAGGUGCAAAUAGGACCAAAAAUGGCAUAGUCUCCUUGUACGUUGGGGAGAUUGUUAGAGGUUGGGGGAUCAGUAAAUCCUCCAGUGGUUGAUACACGGCUAGCAGAAGUAGUAGUUGACACCCCGAUUUUCAUUGAGAGCGGACAUUAAUCACGUCCAUGGGCAAAUUAGAACUGCCCCCCUCCUUUUGUACCUGAUAAAGUGAUCCAGCCACAGAUAUCAAGUCAAAGUAUGUGGUAUGGAAGGCCAGGACAUGCCCUGAUACAGGUGGAGGUGUUGACUCAAGAUUGAAAUAUGGCCUGUGUCCUACUGUGGAGUGCAGACCUACCCCUCCUUGUACCUCUUGAACAUCUGUAUUACUCUUCUUGAGGUUAUAAAUUCACAGCACAGCCAGCAGCAACAACUUCACUCCAGCAUGCUCUAGUGUCCAUGAAGAAACAUCGUGACAUCACCAUCGUGGUGGACUGCUGAGCUUCUGGGAGCUGGCAAGUGGGAACCGGGACUGGUCCCUGAAGAAGAUAUGCCUCAGAAGGAACAUCAAGUACUGGCCCAACAGAACCACAAAAAAGACUGCCAAUAAUUGCUUUCAGUGCCUUAACAUUCUGCACUGUGGCAGGUAUUGUAGGUAUGCUGCGAUGUGCAUUGUAUUUUGAACCACUACAACUGCAGGAGCUCAUCCCCUACCUGCUCAAUCAUUGGUUCGUGCUGUGAAGGGGUGGAGUGUAGUGGAAUUGCCAGGUCACAGCCUAAACCAGUAAGUGAGCACCUGAGCGUGAGCAGGCGAGGCCUGAUCCAUCCUUCCUCUCUCUCUCUUCUCGGUGGUGCUUCGGGCAGUGCUUCCGGAAGCAGGUAUACACUCAGAGCCUGUACAGUUGGCCACCACUCCUUUUCUGGCACUCCAGAGUUUAAACCAGAAAAGGCUGCAUUCUUCAGCUCACCCUUUUUUCCAAACUGUUGCUGGGAGGGUUAAUUCCUCCUUGUUUGAUAUCUUGUUUUAUGGCACCUGUAUCUCAAAGUCUCUGUCGUUGCCUUUGCUUUACAGGAGUUGAUACUUAAUACUGGCAGUGUCACUAGCUUUGAGGGCAGAAGCUAGCUUUCAAUGUUAACUGCUGAUUAGGUUUUGCAAACAGCCUCCAUCCCUUCACAACCAGGUGGCUGGACAGUCCAAUCUGUAGCUGCCCCCACAGGAAAGAAAAAGACACUGUAGUGUUGCUACUGAAUAGUAUGAUAAACUUUGUGGAAGUCAUUGGUCUUGCGGUAUAAAAGGAGAAAAGAAACACGGAUUGUGUCAGAAAACAGGGCCCAAUGAAAGAAGGAAUGAAGCCAUACAAGCAUAGUGGGUACAAGUCCAAAUGGGAAUCUGAAUUCUUGCUUCAGUCUCUAAUUGCCUGGAGCAUAGAAAGAAGAGUAAGUAGAAACUUGGGCGAGUUGCACAGACUCAACACUCAGUGAUACCUUCCAUUUUACUACAGAGAUCUGAAAUCUUAGGAGAGAAAACAUUGCAAGCUCUUAAACAGAAGAGAGUCCGAUAAAACUCUCUUGUUUUUGGCUGCUCUGAGUUCUCUCAGAAAACCUGCAAUUAACAUUAGCUUGCAACUAACAUGAACUUGCUAGUUAACUAAUGCUAACUAUGUUAACAAAACAGUUUAUGGAAUUGCUUUGAUUAAAACAGCUGUGAACCUCCUGCUACUGGCUGGAUGUCUGACAGUGAAAUCAGAAAGGUUUCUGAGUCACUGUGUAGUUUAGAAAAGGUUGUUCCUGAACAAGCAUUUCCUGUAAAGUGAGAUGCAUCACUAUAAGUGGAGUAGUCUGUUGAUGAACACGUUUCUGUAAGCAGUGCUGGUGUUGACUUUCUUUAAAGACAAAGCAUACGUAUGGUGAACCAUGCUUGUACUUUAUUGAGUUCUAUUUAGUACCCUCCAGAACUAAUUUAUUUUUGAAGAGUUUAGUCAGUCUAGCUAAGCUGGUCAACAGUCCAACAAAAUUAGAUAUGUGAUACAGGGAAGAAAGCAUAAGGAGUCACAGCAGUUUCGCCAUAAUGUGACCUGGACUGCCCAAAACUAACUGGGAGGAGGUGAGAAAGAAGCAUUGCAAAUGAUGUUAGCAGCAUUUACUCCUCCUUCUUCUAAGUUAAUUUAGCAGACAUUUAUAUGGCAAUAAAUAUUAACUUCAAAAACCCUAUAAAUACUGGCUAGGUUAAGUCUGAGCUACUAAGAAAUUAUUAUUAUAAAUUGUAGCAUCAGACAUGAGGCAGACAAGAAUUAUUGGCUGGCAGAGUCUAGAAGCAACAUUUACAUUUCACUUCAGUCUAAAUCACACUACAAGCAACACCUUCCAUUUCACUCACACAAAUAAUACCUCAUUCAAAAUAAAAUGGAACAUUCUUAGGUGAAAAAACUACUUCAUUUUAAAGGGGAAAAAUGAACAAUACACAGAAAUAAAGAACAACAGAAACCAAAGUUCAGUAGAAAAGCAAUCUGUUAUUCUGUAUUACUGCACAAAAAGUGCUUGCUUAAUUGUGCCUAGUUGGAAGGGUUGGUGCAUACUGCACACAUGAAGGAUGGCAAUAAAGAACUCAGUCAGCUCUGCGGAAUGAAGUAACUAGGUAAUUGUUUUGACAUACGAUGGUCUCAGCUCCACCUCAUGUGUUAACAGUGCAAAGAGCCCAACAUGAGCUCUGGUGUCAUCUUGCCCUCUUACUCCUACUAAAAAUCACUAAAUUCUUUUGCACAUUUUUUCUGCUAGAGAUACACAAAUUUCUACUUCUUCGUAGUCAUCAAAGUUGCUGGUACCUCCGGGGCCUCUGCACUUUGGUGUGAAUAGAGCUUCUACCUUUCUCUGAUAAAUGGCAAUCCAAUCUUUAGCUGCAAACCACUUGUGGUUCGUUAUGUCACUUAAACCAUUCUUGAGAUUUCCAUAUAAUCUCGCAAAAAUCUCCCUGAAGUAAAUUCAUUGGAAGAUCCUAUAGGUCUGAAAUGAAGUGUGAUGGGAACCUUACCUUGCCAGACACAAUUUGUCAUAAAUUUGAAUGGGUUGAUCUGC